AUGUUUUAUUUAAAAAUUGUUUCACCAUCAGUUGCUGGUAACACACCAACACCAAGUGGAUCAAUAAGAAAUGGACAACCAGUAACAAAUGCUAAUUCAGCCAAGACAAGUAGUAGUAAAGUAUCUGAACAACAAUAUUUUCGUGUUCCAUUCAUUUAUUCUAAUGAUCAAACUCGAGAAACAAAUGAUGAGCAAAAACAGAAAGGAUGGCGGUAUGCACAUUUUGAUGGUAAAUGGGCUGCACGUCAAAUGGAAAUUCAUCCAAAUAAAGAAGCCAUACGUGUUACAGGUGUUAAUGGUACGGAUAUGUGUGAAUUAAGUUUAGAUGAAACAGGCCUAACAUCAAAGAAAAGUGCUGAAAUUCUUGAAAUCGAUUUUGAACAAGAAUGGCUUAAACAUGGUGGUCGAGAAUAUUUAAAUUCACAUUCCGGAAGAAUCAGUUCAAAAUAUGUUGUUCAAUUACUUCAAAAUUAUCGUUAA
This is a messenger RNA of Rotaria sp. Silwood2, 480 nucleotides long. NCBI's taxonomy places the organism in Eukaryota, Metazoa, Rotifera, Eurotatoria, Philodinida, Philodinidae. The record is from the annotation of a GenBank genome assembly.